This is a messenger RNA of Triticum dicoccoides, 2162 nucleotides long. RefSeq names its product BTB/POZ domain-containing protein POB1-like. Gene Ontology annotation, cellular component: nucleus. The transcript is spliced from 7 exons. Bases 108 to 1667 code for a protein of 519 amino acids. The record is from RefSeq and is a predicted model, not a curated record. Gene Ontology annotation, molecular function: protein binding. Gene Ontology annotation, biological process: response to red light. Lineage: Eukaryota; Viridiplantae; Streptophyta; Magnoliopsida; Poales; Poaceae.
GGCCGUAUCCACCAGCACACCCGCCCCCUCGCCCCCAAAUCGAAAUCACCGCUCCUCUCCUCGCCUCGAGAAAUUAGGGUUUACGCCCGGAGGAGCUGGCGGAGGCUAUGGCCGGCGGGGAGGAGAGGCCGCCGGGGCUGGCGCCAGGGGUUGCGUCGAGUUUCGAGUUUGCGCUCAAUUCCGCGGCGUUUUCCGAUCGAGUUCUGCGCCUCGAGAUAGCGGCCGAGGAUUGCGAGGCGCCGUUCGUCGGCGAAGGAUCGCCCUGCGACUCGCCGCGUAGCAUAUUCGAGACGGGGCUCGGCUUGGGAGGUACCUCGGCCAAGUCGGUGCGACCUCGCAAGCGCCGCAGACAAGACGACGAAUCUGCACCUCGCAGCUCUGAGGUUGAAUCAGAUGGAAAUAAUUUAGCUGUCAUUGGUGAACAUGGUGAUUCCACUGGCAGACCUGUUUUAAGAGUAAAGCAUAUUCACGUCAGCUCCCUGCUACUCGCUUCUAAAAGCCCGUACUUUUACAAGCUCUUCUCGAACGGAAUGCAAGAAUCGAACCUCAAGGAAAUAACACUAAGGAUUAUGGACUAUGAGGAUGAAGCCUUCCCAGAGCUUUUGCACUUCAUUUACAGUGGAACAAUUAAGACAAGCGAUCCUGUCCUGGUUCUCAAAGUUAUGUGUGUUGCUGAUAGAUUUGAGGUUGUCGAUUGCAUGAGCUAUUGUACCCAGCUGUUGAUUAGUCUACCCAUGACAAAAGAAUUAGCUUUUGUGUAUCUUGAAUAUGAGUGCUCAGUCCCAAUGUCAGAUGUCCUUCAGCCUGUGAAAGCAGCAGCCCAGGAAUUUCUGGCUGACAAGUACAAAAACCUGUCAAUGUCUGAAACUGAGUUUCUGGAAAUGCCACUAUCAGGAAUUAAAGCUAUAUUCUCAAGCAACAACUUGAAGGUUUUUUCAGAGGACUUGGUCUUGGCUUUUCUGCUCAAGUGGGCUCUUGCCAAUUACCCAGAAACAGUAGAAAGGCGUAGGAUCUUGAUCAACCAUUUGCUUCCAAUGGUGCGUUUCAAUCAGAUGAGUUGUGGAAAAUUGCGAUGGCUUUUGUCCUGUUCGCAUUUGGACGCUCGUCAUUCUGCAUAUAUUGUGGCUUCAGCUCUUCUGUACAAGUACAGUUCACCACACAGAGUCCUUCCUGCCAUAUCAGAUAUCCAUUGCAGUUUUUUGGAGCGGACAUACAAGCACAAACCAGUGAAGACCAUUGAAUUGGAGCGUCCCCAUAACCGAUGUAUUGCUUAUAUGGAUCUCAAAUCUGAGGAGUGCAGCAAUCUCUCUCCAUCCAGAAGUAUCAGGUCACAAGCAUUCGACUUUGCAGGGCACUCCUUUUUCCUCAUUGUACAGCGCACUGUUAAUGCUCAACUGGGGAUUCACUGUUUCGGACUGUAUUUGGCAGUCGAAAAAGGAGUAUCAGUGCCAAUAACCAUAGAGUUCGAAUUUGCAGCGAGAACAAAAGCUGUUGGUGACUUUGUGUCUAACUUCAGACAUAUCAAGACAUUCACCGGCGAAAGUAAUCAACUAGGAUCCCGAGAUCUCUUUAACAUGUCCUGGGGUCAGGUCUUUUCUGAAGCAAGUCAAUUUUUACUUGAUGACAUGUUAUAUCUUCGAGCUGAGCUGACUGUAAGGCAACCUUAGUCCCAGACCCCACUCAAUGACAAUUCUUGAUUUUAUCUGUUCUCUGACCUGCUCCGUAGAGAGGACCUCAUCAACAUCGUGAUUUUCCGAGUUGGGUACACCAGGGCAUGGCUGACCGAGGCUUCCAUAUCUUGAUGCUGAAUAGGAGGCAAGUAUAGGAUCAGACAAGAAAGCUACCCUCUUCACCUGGGACAGUAGCGUCAAUGCGUCCGCAGUUUUACUGUAGAGUGAUGGCUUGGCAACGAUUAGCAGUUUACCUUCGUCUCUCUGAACAUUUCGGACGGUACAGUGUGUACAGCUUCCUCCAGAAUAGUACAGUAGCUCUGUUAAGGAAAGGUGCCAAGUGAUGCACUCUUGUUCGCCACUUCACAUUUGGAGUGCUAGGAAACGAUGAUGUUUGUUGUAUAGCGUUUUUGGAGUCUCGGAGAAAUUAAACUCGAUGUAGCUUUCAGGAUGAAUUUGUGCUGAAAGUGCCGAUAUCCCCACUUUUUUUUU